Fusarium sp. VM40 is the source of this 1512-nucleotide messenger RNA. NCBI's taxonomy places the organism in Eukaryota, Fungi, Ascomycota, Sordariomycetes, Hypocreales, Nectriaceae. The record is from the annotation of a GenBank genome assembly.
AUGGCUGCACAGGAGGACUACGCGUUUAAUCGACAAUGCGUAGCUUACCAAACUGGAAGAGUUUCGCGAACUAUCCGCAGGAUCAUCCGUGUUCGACUGAACGAGCGUACAGACAGCAAAAACUCGCAUGAAACGAAGAGCCUUGAACUUGAGCCCUGGGAUGAUGCUCCGUGGUCUGAAGAGGAGUUAACGAUCACAAACGUCGAGUCGACUGAGCUUGUUCUUGUUGUCGGCGAGUUCGUUGAUACCAAAUUUGAACUAAUUGAAUACACCGGAUCAACACCGUCAUCUCCUGAUGACUUCGAGCCCGGCAGACACAAUUUCGUACAGAAACAAGAAAAGAUUGGAAUUGUGGUAAUAAGGCUCAAAGAUUCCAAAUGCAACUUUUAUAUACUACGUGACCAAGUUGGGGGCCUACGACGGGUAACCAUGAUUCCUUCUGGUACUAAUAAUCAAGACCAUAUCUUUUGGUAUUCCGAAUGGAUAGCCAACACAAGAUUAACCCAAGCCAAGCUGAGAUUUCAAGCCUGGAGAAACAAUAUGACCGCAUGGGUGGCGAAUUACGUCGAGGGCCACCAAGGGGACUUUCUUGAUGAGCAGAGAGCGUCAAAUCUGCCUGCCUCGGCCCAAGAGUUUGACCUCAGUCCAAUCCACAGUAUCAUAGCAGCAAUUCGAACUGGAAUCAUGAUCUGGGAUGAGACUGGAGACGAAACGCAUCUUGCCCAAGUGCAGUCAAACGUGGACGAUGCACUAAAAAAGGUGGACUGGAGCAAGCAUGCUGAGGAUACCGAUGGCCUCAUGGAUGUGUUCCGUUUGUUGAUGAACGGCCCGGGCUUCGAACACGCUGAUGCGCACAAGAUUUCAAACUUCUGCAAGGACGCCUGGGGCUUGGCCGCCGAACCCGACUUCUUUAUGGGCCUGUACCAAGAACUACGUCAAGAUGGUCUAGGUGAUAUCAAUGUCGAAGAAAGUUUGUACAGAGUGUUCAUCACCAGGUAUUGGGAUCUCUGUCAGUAUCCGGUAAGAGCAACCGAGGAGAGCCAAGAGGGCAAGAAGGGAUAUUCCAACCUCAAUCACGCAUAUGACUACGCUAUUAUGGCCGUGGGUCGUCCACUCGACAGCCUCCAGAAAACACCUUGCAAAGUUGACGCUCCAAACACAAUCGCCAUUCUCGACAAUCUGAUAGGCUUGAGAGAAUUACAAUUGGACGCAAUUCAGCAGCGACGUGCCUUGGAGAAGGAAGAAGCUCCCAAAACUGUUCUAAAGAAAACUGACAGCAUCUCGAAGAUGAUUCGUGAGCUGUCAAAAAGUCUGGACCGACAUGAGCUCGAAGAAGGAUUGAAGUCCAUCGGUAAUAUGAUGUUUCAGCGAGUCGACGCUUUCGCGCAAGAUAUAGUCUCGAUGAUCAAGGAGGAUUUGGAGGGAUUGAAGGCCUUCAGGACUAUGUAUUUGAGGAUGGAUGGUGGUGAAGAUGAGGAUGAAUCCAUGGAAGAUGAAGAGUCAGACUCUUAA